This is a messenger RNA of Eublepharis macularius, 2384 nucleotides long. RefSeq names its product MyoD family inhibitor (gene MDFI). Lineage: Eukaryota; Metazoa; Chordata; Lepidosauria; Squamata; Eublepharidae. Bases 84 to 920 code for a protein of 278 amino acids. The transcript is spliced from 5 exons. The record is from RefSeq and is a predicted model, not a curated record.
GAGAACUUCUCAUGGAGGAGACAAUGAGAUGACACUCCGCUUGUGGGAGCGUCGUUAAAGACUCGCCAAAAAGGCUCAGUCCGAUGUCCCAGGUGAGAAACGAGCUCCCCAGCCGCUCAGACACGCUCCAUGGAGACCCCCAGGUGGACCCGGCACCCUUUCCAGCCCCUAGCACAGGUCAGGAUGCAAACUCGAGCCCUUCUACCGUGCCGAAUUUGGAGGUAGCACCACCUACUUCAAGAUGCCCUGUGCCUUCUCAAAGUAAUUCUUCAACCGUGGAGCAAGAAAAUGCGUCACAAGAACAUUCAGUAUCUCAUCAAUCCUUGGUAAAUGGAACUUCCAAGGCAAAAUUGAAUGGUGACUUUUCUGUAGCUGCAGAAGCCGUGACAUGCCAGCCCCAGAGCCGAGUAACCAUCCAGGCUCAUCCAUCUACAGCUUAUACCCCUCUUCUGCAAAAUGGCGCUGGGCAUGUGCCAGACCUUGGCAGUUCUAAUGGCGAGGCUGGGAAUGGUGUCUUGUGUUCCGAACUCAGCUCAUUGUCAAGCUCCCAGAAACCUCAUCGGAAGCUCCAGUCACAUCAUUCCAUCAACAGCCAGAUCAGCAAAAAGAGCAAAGGCAGCUCCAAAUCUGCGUCAUCUCAGAUCCCCACUGAAGCACAGGAAGAUUGCUGUGUCCACUGCAUCCUCUCCUGCCUCUUCUGUGAGUUCCUGACCCUCUGCAACAUCAUGCUGGACUGUGCCACUUGUGGUUCCUGCAGCUCUGAAGAUUCUUGCAUCUGCUGCUGCUGCUGCGGCUCUGGGGAAUGUGCUGACUGUGACCUGCCCUGUGACAUGGACUGUGGCAUCAUUGAUGCAUGCUGCGAGUCAGCUGACUGCCUGGAGAUCUGCAUGGAGUGCUGCGGCCUGUGCUUCUCUUCCUGAAACCUGGAGCCAAAUCUUAUUCCCUGGAUAGGAGCUCUAAGGGGAGACCUUAGGGAAAGACCUUGACAAUGAGGUCUCCAUUGUCUCCCACUAUCAAAUAAUCAAAAGAUGCUAAGGUUUGAAAAAGGAGAUGAGUCCACAGUAGGCGACACCUUUUAAGCCUGCUGGAACCAGUACUGUGUGCUCAAAAACUGCUUGAGAAACAGGCAGCUCUCUUCCCAAAAGAUUUGCAGGAUUCUUGAAGGACUAAGGGAAGUGGAGGGAUGGGCUGUCUCUCUCUCCCCUUCUUCCAGACUCCUCAUAAUGGAAGCUGGGGAAGAGCAGUGUUCCUGCUGCCUGAGCCAAGAGCAGGAGCAGAAGAGGUGCACAGCCAGCCUUGGUGUUUGGCAUAGACCUGGAGCAGCCAUACAGGGCCAAAGAUCUCAGGCACUCUUGGCUAGGUGUGUCUGGUGGGUGUGCCAGUAAGCUGUGCCAGCUGCUGGCCUGUGGAUCCUGCUGCUAUCUGUCUGUUGGGAUUUUUUUUCUUGUGCUGGUGCUUAUUGUUUGGCAAAAGUGCCUCGGCUGUGCAGGUGCCAAGUAGUUGGCAGUCUUGCUGUUUCCAGGCUGGCUACUGAACAUCUCAGGCAUCCAAGGAAAUGGCAGCCUGCCUAUUGUACCAAGAAAAAAUAUGUUCCUGCAGCUGCUCUGGGCCAACCCCUGAAGCUGUAGCGGUGGCUGGAUUCUGCCAGUGGCAUGAUGAAGGGAAGCCAGAGCCCCAGAGUAGUCCCUAAUCCAGUGAGAAAUGGGCUUUUGAACACACUUUCUACAUUUGUCAGCAAUUAAAGGCUGAUCAAUUCUGUGAACUCUUUGAUGGAAACCAUAUUCUAUCCUGCCUUGUACCCCUAUCCCCCCUCGUCCUUUCACUGUGGGUGUGUUAGUGUUGAGACUUAGUAGUCCAAUGUGACCAGAACUCACAACUUUCUACUACCCAUAUGCUCGUUCCAUAGCUCUGGUGUCCGACAAAGAUAGUUUAAAUAGGUUUCUUUAUAAACUGGGAACAAGUUAUAGUUGCAAAAGAGAAGCUAAGUUUUCAUUCCUUUUCCUGCAACAAACAAACACUAGACCUAACACAAAGACACAGGCUGACUGGUAUGCUAUAAAAGGAAUAUUAGUCACUGACAUAACAGCCUCCUCAGUGAGCCAUCACAUUGGCAACACACCUUGGGCCCACAGGGUGGAGUGGGUCAUGUAGCUAGAACCACUCCACAUACAGGCAGCUCCUGCCUUACUAAGUUCCAGAUUCCUUUUAUUGUUGGGUGGGUUUAUAUUUUGUCUGUUUGUUACUGUAAAUAAAAAAAACACAACAUUUUCCACUUCUGAUCCAGAGAAUGGUUCAGUGUUUCAUCCUGGCCUUAGAGGUGAAACCACCUCUUGUAAGGCAGAUCUUCUCAUCAGCCAUUUCCAGUGAAAUGUUUUUGUACAUGA